AGAGAGAAAGGGAAAGGGGAGGGCUUUGUUUCCAUUGGCUGCUCCUUGCCUUCCCACCCACAUCUCUUCCACAUCACCUUGGUGUCUCCCUAAAUAAAACCAGCCCUCCUUAUCGCAGCGAGGAAAUCAAGCGGUAGAGUUGCAAUGGAUUUUAAAUAAACAUUUUACUCCCCCUCCCCACACACACUGUCCCUGCCAGGCUGCUGGGGAGAGCACGCAGCAAGCACCUUCCCCACUGCCACCCAAACACUCACAUGCAGCUGCCCUGCUUGCUGGCUGCUUCUGUUGCCUCUUUCACCCCAUGAGGGAAAGCUGGAGUGCACGAGAAACUGGCUGCAGUCAGAGGAGGGAAGUGGCACCUUCAUGACCAAUCCUUUCUCCAUGGAUUUAAAGGAGAGCACCAGCGAGGGAAGCCUGGGGAGCCUCCAGCCCUCCAGCCUCCAGAUCUUUGCCAACACCUCAACCCUCCAUGGAAUCCGCCACAUCUUUGUCUAUGGACCUAUGACUGUGCGGCGGGCCCUGUGGGCUCUGGUGUUUGUGGCUUCCCUGGGCCUCCUCCUGGUGGAGAGCUCCGAGCGGCUGGUCUACUACUUCUCCUACCAGCAUGUCACCAGGGUGGAUGAGGUCGUUGCCCACAGCCUGGUCUUCCCAGCUGUCACCAUCUGCAACCUCAACGGGUUCCGCUUCUCCCGCCUCACUACCAAUGACCUGUACCACGCUGGCGACCUAUUGGCCUUGUUGGACGUCAACCUCCAGAUCCUUCACCCUCAUCUCGCUGACCCAGCAGUCCUGGCCAUCCUACGAGAGAAGGCCAACUUCCAGCAUCACCGAGCCAAAGUCUUCAGCAUGAGUGAGUUCAUGGGGCGUGUGGGCCAUGACAUGAAGGAGAUGUUGUUAUACUGCAAGUUCCGGGGGCAGGAGUGCGGCGAGAAGAACUUCACAACUGUGUUUACGAAAUAUGGGAAGUGCUACAUGUUUAACUCAGGAGAUGAUGGGCAUCCUCUGUUGACCACAUUCAAGGGUGGGACAGGCAAUGGCCUGGAGAUAAUGCUGGACAUUCAGCAGGAUGAGUACUUGCCAAUAUGGGGAGAAACAGAUGAAACAACAUUUGAAGCAGGAGUCAAAGUCCAGAUCCACAGUCAGUCUGAGCCGCCAUUUGUUCAGGAACUUGGGUUUGGCGUGGCGCCUGGGUUCCAGACUUUUGUAGCCACGCAAGAGCAAAGACUGACAUACCUUCCGCCUCCAUGGGGUGAGUGCCGCUCCUCAGACUUUGGCCUGGACUUCUUUCCCAUCUACAGCAUCACUGCGUGCAGGAUAGAUUGUGAGACCCGCUAUGUGGUGGAAAAUUGCAACUGCAGAAUGGUCCACAUGCCAGGGGAUGCUCCGUUCUGCACGCCGGAGCAGUAUAAAGAGUGUGCAGAGCCUGCGCUAGUGGUUCUUGGUGAAAAGGACAGCAGUUAUUGUGUGUGCCAAAUGCCAUGCAAUUUGACGCGCUACAACAAGGAACUCUCCAUGGUGAAGAUCCCCAGCAAGACCUCGGCCAAGUACCUUGAAAAAAAGUUCAACAAGUCAGAGAAAUACAUAUCGGAGAAUAUUCUUGUGCUCGAUAUAUUCUUCGAAGCCCUCAACUAUGAGACCAUUGAGCAGAAGAAAGCAUAUGAAGUGGCAGCUUUACUUGGUGAUAUUGGAGGUCAGAUGGGCCUAUUUAUUGGUGCUAGUAUCCUCACCAUUCUGGAAAUAUUUGACUACAUCUAUGAGCUGAUCAAGGAGAAGUUGUUAGAUCUUCUUGGCCAGGAAGAGGAGGAAGGAAGCCACGAUGAGAAUGUGAGCACAUGUGAGCCCUUGCCAAACCACUCCGAUCCCAUCAGCCACACUGUGACGGUCCCCCUCCAGACGACCCUGGGCACGCUGGAUGAGAUUGCGUGCUGACAGCAGCCCCUCGGCACCAUGGAUAUCCAGAUGGCAGAAACUCUUAUCCCCCCCACCCCCAGAAGCCAGGGAAUCUUGCUCAGGUUCGCCGCACAGGGUGGGUUGGGGUGUGGACGACCACGGAGGAAUUUGCUAUGCAUCCAACUCUUCUCUUUCUCUUCUUGCCAAAAUCCAGCGAGAGGCGCUUUGGACUCAGUCAUGUCCCUCUGUCCACGUAGGGAGGGGAGGAGGAGGAGGAGGAGGGUGUGCGAAGGGGCAGGGCAGGGUCGUCUUCGCUAGCGGACGCCGCGUCUCAGUUUUUUGUGGUUUUAUUUUUUGAACUGUACAAAUCCGACAACCAAGGAACCAUCAUUUCAUAAACUGCCAAUGACUGUACAAAAGAAGCCUGCAUGCCAGUCUUUUUGAUGGCAAUAUCUCCCCCACUUUCUUCUUUCUUUACAAGCCGUGUCUUAACAGCUGUUACUUUUUUUUCCACGACAAAAGAGGAGGCCAUGGCAGAAGACAUCCCCUACCCCUCCCCUUCUGUCCCGUCCCCCCCCGCCCAAGAGUUCACAAUUACAUGACACCACAGGCUGAGUUAGGAACAAUCAAAGGCCUGGCCGACUUUCGAAAAGCCACUGUUCCUUUUGUCUUCGUCUCAAUCUGUGAAAGGGUCUCGGAGCCCUGCUUGAGAUCCUUUAUUUGGACCCGGCCACUGGCCACCAAGGUGAACAGGCUCAGCUGCAAAAUGACUCCCCUCAUCUUACCGCUGCAGACUGCCCCCCUACCCCCCUACACACAGGCACCCACAAACACACCAGCCCCGUUGGCACUCGUAAGCCACAGCUACCGUCUUGUUCAGAAUGGUGUGUAAUACAACAUGUGUGUCUCAGGAUUGAGGGUGGGCGUGGGGGAGGCUGUGUUCAAUCGACAUUCUGACCUACCCUGCUUCCUCAUUCUAUUAAAGGUGGUCUUGUGGAAGGGG
Molecule: messenger RNA, 2893 nt
Organism: Lacerta agilis (Sand lizard)
Lineage: Eukaryota; Metazoa; Chordata; Lepidosauria; Squamata; Lacertidae
Product: acid-sensing ion channel 2
Exons: 10
Coding region: 364-1929 (521 amino acids)
Biological process (GO): sodium ion transmembrane transport
Cellular component (GO): membrane
Molecular function (GO): ligand-gated sodium channel activity
Source: RefSeq, a predicted model, not a curated record